AGCACUUGAUUGAUGAUCUGCAUUGAUUACAGAUGGAAAGGCCAGCACGCGACUGAUUCAACACUACAAAAGACGAGCAGGUGAAGAUUUUAUUAAACCAACGGAAAGCUACACAAGGCUCCAGAAAACGGAAGUAUGGCCACUUAUAGGUUCGGCAGUAGCGUUGGUCCGUCAGGAGUCAACUCUGAAAGCACACGGCAGAUGUGGAAUGAAGACAACGGUUAUGGUGAAGAAACUGAAGAUGCCAGUGACCCUAAUAGGAUUGUACAGUGCCCAUAUGACAAAAACCACCAGAUCAGAGCCUCACGCUUCCCUUUUCAUGUUCUCAAGUGCAGAAAGAACCACCCCAAAUUGGCCAGUGAACUGAAGACCUGCCCCUUCAAUGCCAGACACUUGAUUCCCAAGCAUGAGAUGUCUCAUCACAUAGCAAACUGCGAAGACAAGAGAUGUCUCAAUGCUGAAGAUGGGAAUGUAGAAGUACUGGAGAAGUUCCAGGUUCCUGUUAAUACCUGGACUAACCCUGCACCCAAUGAGGACUGGGAAACAGAGACUGAUGAUAAUGCUGCCAUGUUUGUCUGGGGUGAAUCAACCAAUCCACUUCCCCAAAACAAGCCAGAGCCGGCUACCACCAUCAGUUUAUCCGAUGGACUGCGGGCACCGCGGACUCUUCCAUGGAAACUCUGAUAUGGCGCCACUGGAUGGACUUCUGGAUAUUCUUACUUUUUAAAAAAUACUUUAAGCCCUGUGUAACUUCUAACCUAGAUUUGUCUAAAGCCUCCUUACCUUUUAAAGUUUUUAAUUUUGAAGUGUUGAGAUUUUGAAGUAUUUCCUCUUUACUAUUUUCUGAAGGUCAAUAUGCUCUGUGGCUAUGGUCAGUGUGUAGACAAUCUAUAAACCAAAGAAUUAAUGCGUCUUCCAUAGAGAAAUCCAUCAGUGUCAACCUUUCAGUGACCUUUA
This is a messenger RNA of Danio aesculapii, 957 nucleotides long. RefSeq lists its product as uncharacterized. The coding region runs from base 136 to 684 and encodes 182 amino acids. The transcript has 8 exons. Lineage: Eukaryota; Metazoa; Chordata; Actinopteri; Cypriniformes; Danionidae. The record is from RefSeq and is a predicted model, not a curated record.